AUGUCGUCCACGCCUUUACCCAUCGCGGUCGAUCCGGUCGCGUUGGUGAUUACGGAAUGCAUCACAGUCACCUCGGCCAUGCGAAAACAUGCCCGGUGGGCUCACUCGUCCGUCUCUGCCAUCCUCGGUGGAGGCGCCGUCUCUCGUGACCACGCCCUCGCCAACCGCUGGGGUCUCCGGGGCAAGAAGGGCAAGAGUAUGCAAGACAACCCGCUGAUUUCAGCCUUCGCCAGGUUGCGGAGCGACCUGAAGGGUUGCAAAGAUAUCCGGUCCUUUGACGCUCCUGCGUUGCUUCACCCGUUCCUCCAGGUCGUCCGAUCCUCGUCCACCUCCGCCGCCAUUACCUCCCUUGCCCUUGUCGCCCUGACCAAAUUCUUCGCCUACAACAUCAUCAGUUGCGAUUCCCCUAGACUCCCCAUGGCCAUGCAACUCCUGUCGGCCGCCAUCACCCAUUGCCGCUUCGAAGCCAGUGAUUCGGCCGCCGAUGAAAUUGUCUUGCUGCGGAUCCUGAAGUUGAUGGAAGGGAUGCUGUCUCGGCCGGAGGGCGAGCUGCUCGGAGAUGAGAGUGUUUGUGAGAUGAUGGAAACGGGUCUGAGCAUGUGUUGUCAGGUCCGCCUGUCGGAGGUGUUGCGGAGGUCCGCCGAAAUGGCCAUGGUCAACAUGUGUCAGGUCAUUUUCAUGCGCCUGUCGCACUUGGAGGUCUCUGAGUCCGACGAAACCGGAUCGCAAGCACCAUUGCGCCCAGAGAUGGAGCAGACCAGUCUGAAGAUGGACCCGUCCGUCGACGGGAACACCGUGACCUCGCAACAUCCCUCCGCCAUGGGUUCCGACACGGGGGUGACUGAUCGAGACCGUGGCAGCCGAGACGGAUCGCCCGAGCAGAUGCUGAAUGGAAAUGCUGUUGCCGCGCCACCAAACCCACAGGACGACACGGGCGACGAAGUGAAGCCAUACUCCUUGCCAUCCAUCCGGGAACUGUUCCGCGUCCUCAUCGACCUGUUAGAUCCGCACAACCGCCAACAUACCGAGCCCAUGAAGGUCAUGGCGUUGAGGAUCAUCGACGUUGCCCUUGAGGUCGCGGGGCCGUCUAUCGCGAAACACCCGAGUCUCGCUACGCUGGCGCAAGACGAUCUCUGCCGACACCUCUUCCAGCUGGUUCGAUCCGAAAACAUUGCAAUCUUGACUGCGUCGCUGAGGGUCGCCGGCACCUUGCUGCUCACUUGUCGGCCGGUUUUGAAGUUGCAGCAGGAGCUUUACCUGUCCUAUCUGGUCGCCUGUCUGCACCCGAAGGUAGAGAUUCCGAAAGAGCCUGGCAUCAACCCAGCCCUUUACGACGGUGUACCGCAGGUGCCCAAGCUAGUGAAGCCGUCCCCAUCGCAAACGAAUAGUGGAAGGUCCACCCCGGUUCCCGUGAAGGAUAGACAACAGUUGGGCCUGGAAGGUGGAUCGCGGAGGCCGGAGACCCGGGAGGCUAUGGUCGAGAGCAUUGGCGUGCUGGCACGCAUCCCGAGCUUCAUGGUAGAGCUUUUCAUCAACUACGACUGCGAUGUCGAUCGCGCCGACCUGUGCGAGGACAUGAUCGGCUUGCUCUCCCGUAGUGCGUUCCCGGAUUCAGCUACGUGGAGCACAACCAACGUGCCCCCGUUGUGCCUAGACGCCCUACUCGGUUACGUCCAGUACAUCUACGACCGGCUUGAUGAUGAGCCGGUGCAUGAGGGUUUCCCUUCCAUCGAGCAGCUCCGAAGCCAGCGGAAGACGAAGAAGCUGAUCAUUCACGCCGCCCAGAAGUUCAACGAAGAUCCCAAAGCCGGGAUUGCUUAUUUAGCAUCGCACGGUAUUAUUGAGGAUCCGAGUGAUCCCGCCCUCGUUGCUCGAUUCUUGAAGGGGACGACUCGGUUGUCAAAGAAAAUUCUGGGUGAAUAUCUGUCCAAGCGCAAUAAUGAGGAGCUACUUGAUGCCUUUGUCGAGCUUUUCGACUUCUCUGGAAAGACCAUUGUGGACGCCCUUCGUGAUCUUUUGGGUGCUUUCCGCCUGCCUGGCGAAUCUCCCCUGAUCGAACGAAUUGUCACCACCUUCACCGAGAAAUACAUGCAAAAGGCCCAACCCACUCAGAUUGCCGACAAGGACGCUGCGUUUGUACUGACAUACGCCAUCAUCAUGCUUAAUACAGAGCUCUACAAUCCCAACAUCAAAUCCCAGAAUCGCAUGUCCUGUACCGAUUUCUCCAGGAAUCUGCGGGGUGUGAAUUCAGGCCAGGAUUUUGCGCCUGAGUUCUUGCAAGAAAUCUACGAUUCAAUAAAACAUAAUGAGAUCAUCUUGCCGGAUGAGCAUGAUAACCAGCACGCGUUCGACUUUGCGUGGCGGGAAUUGUUGCUGAAAUCCUCGUCUGCCGGAGAGUUGGUCGUUGGGGAGACUAAUAUCUACGACGCUGAGAUGUUCGCCGCUACCUGGAAACCGGUGGUAGCGACUCUGUCCUACGUCUUCAUGUCUGCCUCAGACGACGCAGUUUAUUCCCGGGUUGUCACGGGAUUCGAUCAGUGCGCCCAAAUUGCUGCCCGUUAUGGCUUGACCGACGCCUUCGACCGUAUCGUCUUCUGUCUCUCCUCGAUCAGUACAUUGGCUACCGACAAGCCUCCCAGUACCGCUCUCAACACCGAAGUGCAGGCCGGUCAGAAGAGCGUGAUGGUGAGCGAAUUGGCGGUAAAAUUCGGACGGGAUUUCAGGGCUCAACUGGCGGCGGUAGUACUCUUCCGUGUUUUGGCUAGCAACGAAGCCGCAGUUCAGCAGGGCUGGACAUAUGUGGCUCGGAUCCUUAGCAACCUGUUCAUAAAUUCUCUUAUUCCUGCCCUCGAUUCCAACCUCAACGCUGAGCUUGAUAUCUCGCCAAUCCCGUUGCAGACUCCGUCGCAGGUCGUGGACCGCGAUGGAAGGAAUACGGAAACUGGGCUUUUAUCUGCAUUCACAUCAUACCUUUCCAGCUACGCAGCUGAUGAGCCUCCGGAGCCGUCGGACGAAGAGCUGGAGAACACCUUGUGCACCGUGGACUGCAUCACCGCUUGUUCUACUACCGAAAUCUUGGCGAAUAUCAAGUCCCUCCCAUUGGAGACGGUGUCUCUGGUUGUUGAAGCGCUUUUGGCCCAGAUGCCCGAGGAAAGUGCCCCGGCGGUCAUUGUCGUGAAGCCUGAACGACCUUCGGCUGGCUCAAGGGCGUCUAACGGCAGGACCGAUGGCGGCAAGUCAAACUACGACCCGGGAAUGAUGUACCUCCUCGAACUAGCGACUAUCCUGACCCUUCGGGACUCGCAAACCCUAGAGGCUCUCGGGGAGAGACUUCUGACCACAUUGCAAGCAUUCAUCCGCGACGCUAGAAACAUCCACUCUCUGGCUUUGUCCCGGAUUAUUCAUUAUCUGCUGAACCUGUUGCGGCUGAGCCAUGAUCAGCCUUUUAUAAGGGUUCCUGUUAUCUUGCACGGAAUCUCUGGCUUUGACCAGGACAUUUUGGAGAGCGUCGCCGUUACGAUAGUGAAGAGCUUUUCGCGGUGUAUCUCGAGUGCCGGGCUUUUGCGGAAUGAGAUCACCGUCUCUCCUGAUUUCUGGUCCAUCUUGCAGAGACUACUGCCUCACAAGGAAGCUGCACCACUCGUGUUCGAUUUGCUCCGCUCCAUUGUGGAGUCGAAUCCUCCCAUCAUUACCGCCGACAACUAUGAGUCUGCCGUUAGCCUCGCGAAUGACUUCAUCAGCGCUGGUAGCGUAGGCUAUAUUGAGGAGCGACAGCGGGACGCGCAUGGACGACGCGGAAAAGCUGUUAAGCCUUCAAAACCGAGUGAGAAUGAGGUGGUUUCACGUGGUGUGAAGGCCAUCGGUUUCGUCCUUCAAUUGACACGGCGUGUCCCCGGCCUGAUCAAGCAGUCACACCUCGAGGAGAGCGAAGCCUGGUCCGCGUACUGGUCUCCCAUCUUCCAAUCCUUGACUGCGCAAUGCAUCAAUCCAUGCAGAGAUAUCCGUCACCAUGCCGUUUCAGCUCUACAAAGAACUCUCCUUUCUCUUGAAAUCAGCUCCACCGAUGAGAAGGAAUGGACAACCAUCUUCGAUCAAGUUCUCUUCCCGCUUAUCCUGCGGUUAUUGAAGCCCGAGGUGUACCACUCCGACCCCUUGGGAAUGGGUGAAACCCGCGUCCAGGUGGCCAUCCUGGUCUGCAAAAUCUUCCUGCGCUACCUCGACCAGCUUCCCAACCGCGACGGCAUGCUCGAUCUGUGGCUCAAGAUCCUCGAUAUCCUCGACCGAUUGAUGAACAGUGGCCAAGGAGACAGCCUGGAAGAGGCUAUCCCCGAAAGUCUCAAGAACAUCCUCCUCGUCAUGGCAGACGGAGGCUACCUGGUCCCUCCUUCCCAAGAUCCCAGCAAGGAGUCCAUCUGGACAGAAACCAAGAAACGUCUGGAACGAUUCCUGCCUGAUUUAUUCAAGGAAAUCUUCCCCAAUGCGUCGGACGAGAAAUCCGCGCCCGUCUCAGUGGCUCCCUCUCCUGUCCCGUCAACUUCAACUCCCCCCGCCGAACCCCAAGACCAAACCAGCACCAGCGCAGCAGAGCCACCAGCGAUAUCCGCAGCUCCUGCCGAAGCCGAAGCAGAAGAAGAGACCGAAGCACCAGCUACUAAACAGGAUUAA
Molecule: messenger RNA, 4665 nt
Organism: Aspergillus niger
Lineage: Eukaryota; Fungi; Ascomycota; Eurotiomycetes; Eurotiales; Aspergillaceae
Exons: 7
Coding region: 1-4665 (1554 amino acids)
Biological process (GO): regulation of ARF protein signal transduction
Molecular function (GO): guanyl-nucleotide exchange factor activity
Source: RefSeq, a predicted model, not a curated record